UGCAGCAGUGCAUCGGACUGAAGAGAGGAAAAAAAUGCGUCCAGUGGGAGGGACGUCGGACUGAACGUUAUAAUCUUCACUUUCCGGGUGAGUCGCCACCUUCCUGCAAAGUUUCAGGCCCAGUAAAGUCUUCAGCACAGCUCCCUGCACAUCCACUUUGGAAAACCACUCCUGCAAUGGCUGCGAUUGGAAACCGUGGGACAGUGACUGAGGCGGCCGGGUUCAACGCCGAGGCUGAUGCCCAGAAGCUUAGAGACGCCAUGAAGGGAGCUGGCACUAACGAAGCAACCAUCAUCGAGGUCCUGGCGCACCGUACAAUUGCCCAGAGGCAGCGCAUCAAGGAGGCCUUCAAAACAACUGUUGGAAAGGACCUGGCUGACGAGCUGUCCUCUGAGCUGAGUGGGAACUUCAAGGCUGUCGUUCUAGGGUUGCUGAUGCUGGCACCGGUGUAUGACGCCUAUGAGCUAAAAUACGCAAUGAAGGGGGCUGGAACAGAAGAAGCUGCGCUCAUCGACAUUCUCGCCUCAAGGUCAAACGCGGAAAUCAAAACCAUUUGCCAGGUCUACAAGAAAGAAUACGAGAAGGACCUGGAAGACGCUGUGUCUGGAGACACAUCUGGAAUGUUUCGCAGGGUUUUGAUCUCUUUACUCACGGCUGGACGGGAUGAAAGCGACAAAGUGGACGAGGCCCUGGCCGUGCAGGAUGCCAAGGACAUCUAUCAGGCUGGUGAGGCUCGAUGGGGCACGGACGAGGUUAAGUUUCUCACGGUGCUCUGUGUGAGGAACCAAAAGCAUCUGCUGCGAGUGUUCGAUGAGUAUAAGAAGAUUUCUGGACGAGAGAUCGAAGACAGCAUUAAAAGGGAGAUGUCUGGCAGCCUGGAGGACGUCUUCCUGGCCAUAGUGAAAUGCAUCAGAAGCAGGCCGGCAUUUUUUGCUGAGCGAUUAUACAAAUCAAUGAAGGGUCUGGGCACCACAGAUACCGUCCUGAUCAGAAUCAUGGUUGCCAGGGCAGAGAUUGACAUGUUGGACAUUAAGGCCCAUUUCCAGAAGAUGUAUGGGAAGACCCUGUACUCCUUCAUCAAGGGAGACACAUCUGGUGACUACCGUAAAAUCCUGCUGGAGCUGUGUGGAGGCGAGUAGAGGAGGCAUCAAAGCAGCAUCCAGUCGUGUCCUUAUUACCUGCCUCAAGAGCCUUUCUCCGCUUAUGGCUUUAAUCUGUCGUACCUUCUUUCCUCAACGGCCAAUCACAUUUCUGAGAACUGAGAACGGUGCUUUGUUUAAAAGUUUUUAAUACCAAUUAAACCAAAGACUAACGACCUUU
Molecule: messenger RNA, 1320 nt
Organism: Betta splendens (Siamese fighting fish)
Lineage: Eukaryota; Metazoa; Chordata; Actinopteri; Anabantiformes; Osphronemidae
Gene: anxa4
Product: annexin A4
Exons: 13
Coding region: 177-1139 (320 amino acids)
Biological process (GO): negative regulation of coagulation
Cellular component (GO): cytoplasm
Molecular function (GO): calcium-dependent phospholipid binding; calcium ion binding
Source: RefSeq, a predicted model, not a curated record